AGAUUGGAUGAGGAGAUCAGUUCUUGUGAGACCCAGAGUGGAGAACAGGAGGAAACUCUCAGAGAGAGAGAGAGAGAGAGAGAGAGAGAGAGAGAGCUCUUUGGCUAGUUGAGAGACUUGAGACGUGUGAUCUUUCCAUUGUGACAAGAUGCCGAUCAACCGGAUCGCUGUUGGUAGGCCCGAGGAGGCCACUCACCCCGACGCCUUGAGAGCCGCGUUGGCUGAGUUCAUCUCUACACUCAUCUUCGUCUUCGCCGGAGAGGGUUCCGGCAUGGCCUUCAAUAAGCUAACCAGCAAUGGCUCCAGCACCCCUGCCGGCCUCGUCGCCGCAGCGUUGGCCCACGCUUUCGGUCUUUUCGUCGCCGUCUCCGUCGGCGCCAAUAUCUCCGGAGGCCACGUCAACCCUGCUGUCACCUUCGGUGCCUUCGUUGGCGGCAACAUUACUCUCCUCCGCGGUAUCCUCUACUGGAUCGCUCAGCUCCUCGGCUCCACCGUCGCUUGCCUGCUUCUUAAGUUCGCCACUGGUGGCUUGACUACCUCCGCCUUCUCUUUGUCUUCUGGGGUGAGCGUGUGGAACGCGUUCGUGCUGGAGAUCGUGAUGACCUUCGGUCUUGUUUACACUGUGUACGCGACCGCAGUUGAUCCAAAGAAGGGCAGCUUGGGAACGAUUGCACCGAUUGCCAUCGGUUUCAUCGUGGGCGCCAACAUCUUGGCCGGUGGAGCCUUUGACGGAGCUUCAAUGAACCCGGCUGUAUCAUUCGGACCGGCUUUGGUGAGCUGGACCUGGGAAAACCACUGGGUCUACUGGGCCGGCCCUCUGAUCGGAGGUGGGCUUGCUGGUCUCGUCUACGAGUUCUUCUUCAUCAACCACUCUCACGAGCAGUUGCCCACCGCAGCAGACUACUGAAAAGCGAGCAAAGGAAAAGCACCGGAAGGAAGUGCGUCCGGUUGACGGACUGCCGGCCGGCCGGCUUCCCAUUGUUGUAUGUAGUUGUGUUGAGGGUCUUUUUUUGCCGUACUUCUUGUGUUGAAUUCACCAUCACCACCGUCGAUCACAAGUUCACAACAUGUCCAUCUCCACCAUCUGCUUUCCCUGAAUGCUAUCGUGUGUUUCGGGUGGGCAGGAUUGAAAUUGUGUAAUUGUGUUUCAGUCCUCUGAUUUCAUUGCGAUCAUCCUCUGCUCCAUUUUAUUGA
Molecule: messenger RNA, 1194 nt
Organism: Nelumbo nucifera (sacred lotus)
Lineage: Eukaryota; Viridiplantae; Streptophyta; Magnoliopsida; Proteales; Nelumbonaceae
Product: aquaporin TIP1-1
Biological process (GO): water transport; transmembrane transport
Cellular component (GO): plant-type vacuole membrane
Molecular function (GO): water channel activity
Source: RefSeq, a predicted model, not a curated record